Messenger RNA from Pieris rapae (cabbage white), 432 nucleotides. RefSeq lists its product as uncharacterized. The coding region runs from base 106 to 432 and encodes 108 amino acids. The record is from RefSeq and is a predicted model, not a curated record. The transcript has 2 exons. NCBI's taxonomy places the organism in Eukaryota, Metazoa, Arthropoda, Insecta, Lepidoptera, Pieridae.
GAUAUAACUGAUCGAGGUUCAAAACAAUGUUUGUUGUUUUGUCUACUGCCACGUUAUUCUCAUUUGGCGUUGUGGUGCAGUGUCAGUGCGUUGUGUAUUCCGUGCAUGAUGAAGAGAAAAUACGAGCGUUCGUACCGACCUGAAUGGGAGCAAGAUCCUUUGCUUUCGUCCUGGAUUUCCAGAGCAAAGGAGGAUCCUGAUGUUGCGUUUUGCAAAGCUUGCAAUUGUAAAUUAGUUACAAGAUUGUCUUCAUUAAAAGAACAUGUGUUAUCCCAAAAACAUAAGAAGCAUAUGAUUGGGUAUAGCGGCCAAUCAUCGGUGCAACAGUUUUUUAAGAAAUCUCCAAUAGAAGAGGAAGUGAAAAAAGCAGAACUUAAUAUCUGUGCUAUGUUAGUGGAACAUAAUUUACCGUUCCGAUUAAUGGAUCAUUAA